Anolis carolinensis (green anole) is the source of this 7002-nucleotide messenger RNA. It is a transcript of the gene rorc, whose product is annotated as RAR related orphan receptor C. Lineage: Eukaryota; Metazoa; Chordata; Lepidosauria; Squamata; Anolidae. Gene Ontology annotation, cellular component: nucleus. Bases 211 to 1767 code for a protein of 518 amino acids. The record is from RefSeq and is a predicted model, not a curated record. The transcript has 11 exons. Gene Ontology annotation, biological process: regulation of transcription by RNA polymerase II. Gene Ontology annotation, molecular function: oxysterol binding; zinc ion binding; RNA polymerase II cis-regulatory region sequence-specific DNA binding.
AGAAUCAGAGGAGGGCAUUUGGAGAGGAAGGCAACAGCGCCCCCGGCGGCCGCGCGGCGCCGCUGCAGGCUGGAAGGGAGCGGUGAGCGUCCGGUUCGGGCAGCCGCUGCUCUUCCCUGCUCCGCCCGCCUCCGUUCCCGGACGCUCGCCUCCUUCUCCUGCUUCUCCUCCUUCUUCUCCUCGGGAGUGAAGCGGCCGCCUCGCCGCCCCAUGGAGGCCCGCCCCGGAGGGAGCCCGUCCGCCAAGCGCCCCCGAGGCUCAAUGGCUAUGAAGAAGACACAUACAUCUCAAAUAGAAGUGAUCCCCUGCAAGAUCUGUGGAGACAAGUCAUCUGGGAUCCACUAUGGGGUGAUCACUUGCGAAGGCUGUAAGGGCUUCUUCCGGCGGAGCCAGCAAGGGAACGUGACGUACUCCUGCACCCGGCAGCAGAACUGCCAAAUCGACCGUACCAGUCGCAACAGGUGUCAGCACUGCCGUUUGCAGAAAUGCCUCAGCCUCGGCAUGUCCCGGGACGCUGUCAAAUUUGGCCGGAUGUCCAAGAAGCAACGGGACAGCCUCCAUGCCGAAGUUCAGAAGCAACUGCAGCAACAGCAACAAGGAGGAGAGGCUUCCUCCUACUCCUUGGGGGUGGCCAAUGGUCAACUCAAGCUGGCCCCUUCGCCAGACCUCUUGGAGGCCUCCUCCUGCUCCGCGGCCCUCCUCAAUGGCCAGGCCCGCCUCGGCCAGUCGCCGGAUGAGGCCUACUCCAACGGACUCACCAAAGCUCAGGGUCUCCUGGGGGAAGACCUCCGGACCCCCUUCGCCAAGGGAUACAGCCCCGAACGCAUCAAGAUGGAGGGCAGGGGGAGCGCCUACUACGCCCUGGAGGCCCAGACGUCGCCCGAGGUCUUGAACCCGGAGGUCACUGGGAUGAAGCAGAUGGUGGGGAAUGACGUUGGGGACGGAAACCUCGACUUCUACACCACCCCAAACUUCACCAGCUUGUUGGAGUCGCCCAAUUCGUCCCUGAUGGAGAUUGAGCAGCUCACGCAAAACGUCCUCAAAUCCUAUCGGGAGACCUGUCAGCUACGUUUGGAGGAACUCCAUCUCCGGAGAUGGGAGACCUUCACUAGAGAAGAAGUUGGGAGCUACCAGAAAAAGACUAUGGAGGAGAUGUGGGAGCGCUGCGCCUGCCGCGUCACGGAAGCCAUCCAGUACGUGGUGGAGUUUGCCAAGCGCAUGGCCGGCUUCAUGGAUCUGUGCCAAAAUGACCAGAUUGUGCUGCUCAAAGCAGGUGCCAUGGAAGUGGUUCUGGUGAGGAUGUGCCGUGCCUUCAAUUCUGAGAACCGGACCGUCUUCUUUGAAGGGAAAUAUGCCGGACCGGAGCUCUUCAAAUCCCUCGGAUGCAACGAACUCAUCAACUCCAUCUUUGACUUUGCCCACAGUCUGUGUUCCCUUCACUUCUCCGAGAAUGAAAUCGCCCUCUUCACGGCAUUAGUACUUAUUAAUUCAAAUCGUCCCUGGUUGCAGGAGAAAAGCAAAGUGGAACGGCUGCAGAACAACUUGGAACUGGCCUUCAAGCACAUGUUACGGAAAAACCACCGAGAAGGCAUCUUGGCUAAGCUGCCUCCAAAAGGAAAACUCCGGAGCCUCUGCUACCAGCACAUGGAGAAGCUACGUUCCUUUCGUCAGAUGUUUCCCAUCAUUGUCCAUGCUGUUUUUCCACCAUUGUACAAAGAGCUCUUCAGCUCAGACUGUGAUCCACUGCCAGGAACAGCUGGGGAAUAAUCCCCCUGAAAAUAAAGGACACCUAGAUGAGGUGAGGAAGACGGCAUGCCUUUCAUGCCUUUUUCCAGGGCCCACCCUGGAGUGGGAAGGCUGGAGAACAUCAAGGCUGGUGACUAUCAAAGUUGGAGAACAUCAAAGUUGAAGAACAUGAAGGUUGGAAAAUAUCAAAGUUGGAGAAAAUCAAGGCUGGAAAACAUCAAGGUUAGAGGACAUCAAGGCUGGAGAACAUCAAAGUUAGAGAACAUCAAUGCUGGAGAACAUCAAGGUUGGAGAAGAUCAAGGCUGAAGAACAUCAAAGAGAGCAUCAAAGUUAGAUAACAUCAAGGUUGGAGAACAUCAAAGUUGGAGAGCAUCAAGGUUGGAGAACAUCAAAGUUAGAUAACAUCAAGGUUGGAGAAGAAAGUUGAAGAGCAUCAAGGUUGGAGAGCAUCAAAGUUGGAGAGCAUCAAGGUUGGAGAACAUCAAGGCUGGAGAACAUCUAGACCAAACGCAAUGAAUCUCAACCUUAAGGAUCAGAUAAGCAGAGCAAGGAUGCCUGGGGGGGGGAUUUAUAUAUACAGUAGAGUCUCACUUAUCCAACAUAAACAGGCCGGCAGAAUGUUGGAUAAGCGAAUAUGUUGGAUAAUAAGGAGGGAUUAAGGAAAAGCCUAUUAAACAUCAAAUUAGGUUAUGAUUUUACAAAUUAAGCACCAAAACUUCAUGUUAUACAACAAAUUUGACAGAAAAAGUAGUUCAAUACGCAGUAAUGUUAUGUUGUAAUUACUGUAUUUACGAAUUUAGCACCAAAAUAUCACGAUGUAUUGAAAACAUUGACGACAAAAAUGGCUUGGAUUAUCCAGAAGCUUGGAUUAGUGAGACUCUACUGUAUUUCUUUGAUAAGCAGCCAUAAAACAUGGCAUAUGGUGCUCUCCUUCUCUGGCACCAUUGAGUCGACAAGUUAAGUGACCAUGUUCGAUGUGCUCCAGGCUUUCCCUCUGAGAUUCGCCGUCAUUAUAGCAUAAAAGUAUUAAUGUACAGGAAGUUCUUGCGAAGAUUUUGGUCCCGUCAGUGAGCAGUGUUUGCUACCUGCAGUUCGAAACCACGACCGGUCGGGUUGAAAAUGGAAAAAAUACCUCAUUUUUUUUUGCUAAUGGAGACGAGACUCAGCUCGAGGCUGGGUUUUUGUGUUUAUGUUUCCUCGAAGCAAAGUUUUCAAGAAAUAAUAUAUAUAUAUUGUGGACAAAUGUGGUUCUAUAAGAUAGAUCUCUAUUUUCCAGUGUUUGUUUACUUCUGUGUCUGAUAACAAAAGAGUUGCUAUCUGUCUGUCCUCCUUUUCUUUUCCCUUCCUCUGAUAUUUUUGUACUAGAUUCCAAAAACCAGCAACAGAAGCCCAAAUCCCAAUCCUGCAGCUGCUUUGCGUUGUGUAAGAAGAGGUUCAUCUACACUGUAUAAUUAAUGUAGUUUGACACCACUUUGGCUUGGAUCAGUGCGAGUUGUAGUUUCAAACUACAAAUCCCACAUGUCAAACUCAGUGUAGACGCACCCAAGAAUGCAAACAUUAUGUAUCCAAAACAAUUACCGUAUAAUUAUUCUUUGUGUGGGAAUCUUUUCUCAUGUUUUUCCUUUAAUUAGACAAGACUCACGAGAUUGGCCCAUGUGGAAUGGUUAUAAUUCGCAAACACAUGUUCAUUGAUAUCAUAUGCAGGAACAUUUGUAUAUCAUCCGCAGAAAAGUUAAUGUCAUUCUGUUUAUAUGAAUCCUAAUUGCCUAACCUUUUCUGCCAGCAGUGGAAGCAUCAGUCCAACUUCUAUAAGGGAAAGGAAAGGUCAAGGAGAAAAGCUAUAGUUUGAGAGACGAGUGGAAGGACAACGUAGCUUGACAAAAUAGGACAGCGGGAGAGCCAGGUAUCCCAAGCGAAAUGGGACUAACUGAAGAGAUUGUCCAAAUCGAUAUGUUACUCUAUUGUUUUUCCACGAAGCCACUCUUAUGUUCCUGCCUCCGCCCAGAGAGCGAGGACAUCGAUAUACGCACUGACAACUUGCAUCAAUCUUAUACCAGGAUGAUGGGAGUUGUAGCUGGAGAUGAGAACUGUUUGGCAAUAUAUUGCAUAUAUCUUGGAGAACAUCAAGGUUGGAGAACAUCAAAGUUGGGGAACAUCAAGGUUGAAGAACAUCAAAGUUGGAGAACAAGGUUGGGGAACAUCAAGUUUGAAGAACAUCAAGUUUGAAGAACAUCAAGGUUGAAGAACAUCAAAGUUGGAGAACAUCAAAGUUGGGGAACAUGAAGGUUGGAGAACAUCAAGGUUGGGGAUCAGGUGUAAAGCUCCUAGGCAGCGCAAACACUGGGAACCAACACGGAGGCCAAUAAACAAUCUAAUAUCUUUAUUAAAGCAAUAAAAGUUUCAAACAGGAACAAGCAGAAUAGAUAGUCAAGCAGUUGACCUUUUAGGAAAGAUCAAAGUUAGUCCAAAAAAUGAAAGUCUUAUGUCCAAUAUUAGAGUCCAAAGUCCAAAAUCCAAUAACCGAAACACACUCAAACUUAAUGGAAGUUUGAAUGGGGAAAGAAGCAUAAUUCCUCAGGAAAACAUUUGAAGUAAUAGUCCAGAGCAAAGUUUCAACGCAAGGCUAAGGCUGUUCGUGAUGGAUCUGAAACACAGUCCAAACUUGACAAGGGACUACUCGAGAAUAAGCGCGCCAGCAGGCCGCUUGGAAGCUCAGGAUCAAGAGACGAUGUAUUCUUCCAUCAGAAGUUCAGUUGACACUGCAACAGAGAUUCUCUGAGCAGAACUUUUAUUGAUGUCCAAGAGCUCCCCCAAGCAGGUGCUUGACUCCCCAAAUCUUCCCAAGAGAAACGAGCUGCUAACAACGAGGCGCCAGAUGCCUGCCUCCCCAAUUCUUCCCAAGAGAACUGGCUUAGCCACAAUCGCCUCGCUCUGCUAAUCUCACACUUCUCUUUAAACUUUGUCUUUGAGAGCGAUUUGUUUUGAAAGUAGCCCUUCUAUCAAACUCCAAACUCUCCGGAGAUCCGGGAAGAGCCGGCAACAUCUCAAGGGCAUUCCUAAUUGGUUCUGGCACGGCAAUGUCAAAAGGAGACAUCUGGAAAGGGAUUGAAUUUUGCUGCGGUGGGAAAAAACCCAAAUCCUCUUCAGUUUGAUCAGCGAUGGCUGCGGGAUGAGGGGCCAAAGGUGCCUGAGACAUCACAUCAAGGUUGAAGAACAUCAAAAUUGGAGAAUAUCAAGGUUGGAGAACAUCAAAGUUGGGGAACAUCAAGGUUGAAGAACAUCAAGGUUGGAUAAUAUCAAGGUUGAAGAACAUCAAAGUUGGGGAACAUCACGGUUGAAGAACAUCAAGGUUGAAGAAUAUCAAGGUUGAAGAACAUCAAGAUUGUGGAACAUCAAGUCUGAAGAACAUCAAAGUUGGGGAACAUCAAGGUUGAAGAACAUCAAGGUUGGGGAACAUCAACAUUUGAGAAUAUCAAGGUUGGGGAACAUCAAGGUUGAGGAACAUCAAGGUUGGAGAGCAUCAAGGUUGGAGAACAUCAAGACCAAACACAAUGAAUCUCACCCUUAAGGAUCAGACAUAUUGGUUUCAGUAUUGAACAUUCAAUCAUCAUCAAUGGACAUCUUGGAUUUCCAAAUAGUGCUUGGCUUCGUUCUGUUACAGCAGACCUCAACUUGGGUUGUAUCCACAAUUCCAUUUGAUGCCACCAACUGCCAUGGCUCAGUGCUAUGGAAUUGUGUGAGUUGUAGUUUUACAAGGAACCAAAGUACAACUCCCACAACUCAACAGAAUUGGGCUAGAGCAGAUAUAAGUCUACAACGUAAAUGCAUCCUAAGUUGAAGAAGUGCACAGAUUGAUGCUUCAUGUUUUUUCUGGUGCUAAUGGUAGGAACAUUCUGGGGGCGGAGCUUGAAUCUCAUAGAUUAGGGUGGAGCUUGAAUCUCGUAAAGAAGGGGUGGAGCUUGGCUCUCAUAGAUUGGGGCGGAGCUUGAAUCUUAUCGAUUAGGAGCUGAGCUCAAAUAUCGCAGAUUGGGGCGGAGCUUAAAUCUCGUAGAUUGCAGCUGAUCUUAAAUCUCGUAGAUUGUGAUGGAGCUUGAAUCUCGUAGAUUGCGGCUGAUCGUAAAUCUCGUAGAUUGGGAAGGAGUUUAGUCUCCUAAAUUGGAGUGGAUCUCGAAUCUUGUAGUUUGGGGAGGAGCUUGAAUCUCAUAAAUAAGGGGCGGAGCUUUAGUCUUGUUUAUUAGGGCGGAGCUUGAAUGUUGUAGAUUGCGGCGGAGCUUAAUCUCGUAAAUUGGGGCGGAUCUCAGAUCUUGUAGCUUGGGGAGGAGCUUGAAUCUCGUCAAUAAGAGGAGGAGCUUGGAUCUCAUCAAUAAGAGGAGGAGCUUAAAUCUCGUAAAUAAGAGACGGAGCUUGAAUCUCGUAAACAAGGGGUGGAGCUUGAAUCUCGUAAACAAGGGGCGGAGCUUGAAUCUCGUAAACAAGGGGUGGCGCUUGAAUCUCGUAAAAAGGGGCGGAGCUUGAAUCUCGUAAAUAAGGGGUGGAGCUUGAAUCUCAUAGCUUGGGGAGGGGCUUAAUCUCGUAAAUACAGGGCGGAGCUUUAAUCUUGUACACUGUGGGUGGAACUUGAAUAUUGUAAAUUGGGCGGAGCUUCAAUCCUGUCGAUUUGGGGGCGGGGCUAAAUAAAAAUCCCGAAAUUAUGGGUGGAGCCAGGCAGGAAAAUUGACACUUCUUUGUUUUCUUUGGUUAGCAUUUCUUCACCAAUUGGAGCACUCAAAUAUUUUAAGAAUAUUUAAGACAGUUGACGUUGUGUUUGCCUGAAACAGCCAAUCUAAUCAUUGAUAAGUUUGCAUUGGACACGUCGGAUCUCUAACUCCUCAGACUUGCUUUAUGUUGUAUGUCACAUUUGUUUUUCGCUGAUCCACAGGGCCAGAUCAUGUUGGACUGCAGUUCCCAUCAUCCUGAGUCAAGAGCUCCCGUGAUGCUGAGAAUUGCAGCCCAAUACUAUCUGGAACUCCCAUUUGAGAAGAAAGCAAUCCCAGUUCCUUCGUCCUCUUUGUUUGUUUGUCUUCUUUAUUGUUUGAAUCUGUUUGAAUUAUUUAAAUAGGUGGGGUUUGUUUUUUUUCCCGGUCGUGUAAAUACCUGUUUUGAAAUGUUUAAUUUUGGGGGGGCAAAAAUAAGACCUUUAGAGAAGUUAUUCUUAAGAGAGAAAUGUUUUAGGUUACUUUUUAAUUUAAUUAAAAUGACGAUACGUAUCAGGACAA